Colletotrichum gloeosporioides is the source of this 1389-nucleotide messenger RNA. Its product is annotated as Palmitoyltransferase PFA4. The record is from RefSeq and is a predicted model, not a curated record. Lineage: Eukaryota; Fungi; Ascomycota; Sordariomycetes; Glomerellales; Glomerellaceae. Gene Ontology annotation, cellular component: endoplasmic reticulum membrane; endoplasmic reticulum; Golgi apparatus. Gene Ontology annotation, molecular function: protein-cysteine S-palmitoyltransferase activity. The transcript has a single exon. Bases 1 to 1389 code for a protein of 462 amino acids. Gene Ontology annotation, biological process: peptidyl-L-cysteine S-palmitoylation; protein targeting to membrane.
AUGUCCGGCCUCAAUGACUCCCCCAUAGUAAAACGUCUCGCCGUCCCGGCAGUCUGCCUCCUCAUCGCCUUCCUCGCCUACUCCUCCCAGAUCCUCUUCUACGUCGCCGACGACUCCCUCCCGCCCGGCCGGCUGUCCAAGACCGAAACCUACAUCUUCAACACGUUGCUGCUAUGUCUGUGGUACACCUAUUACAAGGCGUGCACCGUCGACCCCGGCCGGUACACCUUUCCCGACGAGGUCAUCGAGGUCCCGGAGCCAGAUGAAUACGGCCUCCUCCGCCGCUGGUGCAGAAAGUGCUCCGCGCCCAAACCACCGCGGGCGCACCACUGCCGCUCAUGCCGCCGCUGCGUGCCCAGGAUGGACCACCAUGUAAGCCCAACUGCUCCCUCUCUGCCAGCCAUUCUAACAUCAUCCCCUGGACAGUGCCCCUGGACCUCGAACUGCGUCUCGAUGCGAACCUUCCCGCACUUCCUCCGCUUCCUCCUUUACACCAACCUCUCCCUCUGGACCCUCGCCCGCCACCUCUACCUCCGCUUCGCCGACCUCUGGGCCCACCGCGCCCUGCCCUCCUACCUCGGCCCCUCCCUCCCCGUCCUCGUCCACCUCACCUUGCUCUCCCUCGUCACCUUCUUCACCUCCCUCGCCCUCUUCAUCCUCUUCUUCUCCACCCUGCGCGGCUGGGUCCUCAACGAGACCAUGAUCGAGGGCUGGGAGCUCGACCGCCACACCGCCCUCUGCGAGCGCACCUCCAAGAACAGCAGCGGCGACUUCUGGUCCGUCAACGGCCCCGACGGCAAGAAGCUCCGCCUCGAAAAGGUCGAGUUCCCCUACGACGUCGGCAUCUUCGACAACCUCGCCCAGGCGAUGGGCACGCGCAACGUGCUCCUGUGGUUCUUCCCCUUUGCGGGCAACCCCGACAUCAGCAAGAGCGGGACAGGCAGCGGGUGGGAGUGGCCCGAGAACGGGAUCAAUAGGACGGAGGGCAUGUGGCCGCCGCCGGACCCGGAUAAGAUGCGCAGGGGACAGGGCGGCUGGCCCGGGGCGGCGAGGGGCGCGGAGGGCGUGCGUGUGCCGCGGUACGCGAGUAAAGAGGAGGAGCUGGAGGCGUUCAAGUCACGGCAGGAGGCGGACAGGAAGAGGUGGCAGGGGGAGAGGUCAAGGCUCAUGGCUGAGUUGGAGGAGGCGGACUACGAACUCGUCUCGGAGGAGUCUGACGACGGGUACGAGCAAGGGGCUGACGGCGAGCCGGGGUGGACGAAUGCCGAUGGCGAGAGGCUGCAAGACUUCGGGGUAGACGAGGAUGAAGACAUGACGGAUGACGAAGACGUCCCCCUCGCCGAGAUCCUGCGUCGGAGAAAGGUCCUGCAAAAGGAUGGAGAGAAAUAG